GCAACAAGUGAAGCACGACACAACCACCACCUCAACACAGUGUCUGGUCUCAGCAGUGACCGUGACGGCGUGUUUAAUAACGUUGCUGAAUCCUUUGUUAAGUUGAAGACUUUUCCACAUUCUUCUUCUCUUCUCACCCACUGCACAAUGCAACUGUGCGAACUACUUUGAUGGGUAUGGCGACACGUGUCCCCUUUAUCUGUGCUGCCACUACCCCCAACCACUGUCAUAAAUACUGCAUGGUGCCACCGUCACUUCCUCUACCGGUUUCUUCCUCCUCGUCAUUAAGGCUUCCCUCUCUCUCUUUUUCUCAUUCUUUUUCGUUGUCUCUUAACAAAGAGGGUGUGAAGAGGGUGGGAAGGAGAAUCAGUGUUGUGGCCAUGGCUGAGUCUGGGAAGAGCACUGUGCUUGUUACUGGAGCGGGUGGUCGCACAGGACAAAUAGUUUACAAAAAAUUAAAAGAGAGACCUAACCAAUAUGUGGCUAGAGGUCUAGUUAGAACAGAAGAAAGCAAACAGAACAUUGGUGCUGCAGAUGACGUUUUUGUUGGGGAUAUAAGAGACUCCGAAAGUAUUGUUCCUGCAAUUCAAGGUAUAGAUGCUCUUAUAAUUCUCACAAGUGCAGUGCCACAGAUAAAGCCUGGGUUUGAUCCAACCAAAGGACAAAGACCAGAGUUCUAUUUCGAAGAUGGUGCAUAUCCUGAACAGGUUGACUGGAUUGGGCAGAAAAAUCAAAUUGAUGCUGCUAAGGCUGCUGGAGUGAAGCAGAUUGUGUUGGUAGGGUCUAUGGGUGGAACAGACCUUAACAAUCCUUUGAACAGCUUGGGUAAUGGGAAUAUAUUGGUUUGGAAAAGGAAGGCUGAGCAAUACCUGGCUGAUUCUGGCAUCCCAUAUACAAUUAUAAGGGCUGGUGGCUUGCAAGACAAAGAUGGAGGUCUUCGGGAACUAAUUGUAGGGAAGGAUGAUGAGUUUAUCAAGACUGAUACCAGAACCAUAACUAGAACUGAUGUUGCAGAAGUCUGCAUUCAGGCACUAAAUUUUGAGGAGGCUAAAUUCAAGGCAUUUGACUUGGCAUCAAAACCUGAGGGAGCAGGUUCAGCAACCAAGGACUUCAAGGCUUUAUUUUCCCAGAUCACUACUCGCUUUUGAUUUUGAAUGGGAUUGUUCUCAUGGUCUUAAAUUCCUUCUUGUCUACAUUUGGGGUUGAAUUACAUGGCUAUUAAUGCUAUCUGAAGAAAUUUACAUUGUGUCUUGUUAAUUCAGUAAAGGAUUGGUUAAGACAAAUUAUAGACCUACUUCACCAGUACAGUACUACAAGCCUUGAGAUCAUUUCAUUCUCUUCAUGUUAUCAAGUGUAACUCUUUGCAAUUUCUUUCUAAAAGUGAUUUUUUAGAGUUUC
This is a messenger RNA of Cajanus cajan (pigeon pea), 1398 nucleotides long. RefSeq lists its product as uncharacterized. NCBI's taxonomy places the organism in Eukaryota, Viridiplantae, Streptophyta, Magnoliopsida, Fabales, Fabaceae. The record is from RefSeq and is a predicted model, not a curated record. Gene Ontology annotation, molecular function: oxidoreductase activity. Gene Ontology annotation, cellular component: chloroplast.